AUGGAUGUUGCCAUUAAUGUUAAGCAACAAAAGCAUUUUGUACUUGUACAUGGUGCCGGCCAUGGAGCUUGGUGCUGGUACAAGCUGAAGCCGCUGCUGGAGUCUGCUGGACAUAGGGUCACAGCCAUAGAUCUAUCAGCGGCCGGGAUCAAUCCAAAAAGGUUAGACGAGCUUUACACACUUGAGGAUUACAGCUUGCCAUUGCUGGAGCUCAUGGCUUCAAUUCCUCCUACUGAGAAGGUUGUUCUAGUUGGCCAUAGUUAUGGUGGCUUUAACUUGGCUCUUGCCAUGGAAAAUUACCCUGAAAAGAUCUCAAUUGCUAUUUUUGUCACGGCCCUUGCGCCUGAUAUUUUUCGCCCACUGUCCUAUCCUCUGGAACAGUUUUCUGCUCAAUACCCAGAAGAUUUGUUGCUGGACACGGAGAUUUCAUACUAUGGUACCCCAGAAAAACCACGGAAAUCCAUGCAUUUUGGCCCCAUAUUUUUGUCCACCAAACUUUACCAGCUUUGCUCCGCUGAGGAUCUUGAAUUGGCAAAAAUGUUGGCUAGGCCAGCCUCGAAUUUCCUAGAAGAUUUGGCGAAGGCCAAACCGUUUUCACCCGAAAGAUAUGGUUCGGUUAAGCGAGCUUAUAUUGUAUGCAAGGAAGAUAAAAUAUGUCCAUUAGACUUUCAACGUUGGUUAAUUCAAAAUAUUGGGGUGACAGAAGUGAAAGAGAUCAAAGAUGCAGACCACAUGGUAAUGUUGUCAAAGCCCCAAGAACUUUGUCAAAAUCUUUUAGAGAUAGCUAGUAACUACAUUUAGUUAUGGCGUCUUACUUAAUUCAUAGAGGGUAAUAAUGUGUGGGAUU
This is a messenger RNA of Coffea eugenioides, 847 nucleotides long. Its product is annotated as polyneuridine-aldehyde esterase-like. The record is from RefSeq and is a predicted model, not a curated record. Lineage: Eukaryota; Viridiplantae; Streptophyta; Magnoliopsida; Gentianales; Rubiaceae. The coding region runs from base 1 to 801 and encodes 266 amino acids. The transcript has 3 exons. Gene Ontology annotation, biological process: jasmonic acid metabolic process; salicylic acid metabolic process. Gene Ontology annotation, molecular function: methyl jasmonate esterase activity; methyl indole-3-acetate esterase activity; methyl salicylate esterase activity.